This is a messenger RNA of Chaetura pelagica (chimney swift), 966 nucleotides long. RefSeq names its product taste receptor type 2 member 9-like. NCBI's taxonomy places the organism in Eukaryota, Metazoa, Chordata, Aves, Apodiformes, Apodidae. Gene Ontology annotation, biological process: G protein-coupled receptor signaling pathway; sensory perception of taste; detection of chemical stimulus involved in sensory perception of bitter taste. The transcript has a single exon. Gene Ontology annotation, molecular function: G protein-coupled receptor activity; bitter taste receptor activity. The coding region runs from base 1 to 966 and encodes 321 amino acids. The record is from RefSeq and is a predicted model, not a curated record. Gene Ontology annotation, cellular component: membrane.
AUGGAAGCUUGUUACUCUCAACACAAAUAUAAUGUCACCACAUACAAUGUCUUGGCAAUUUCCCUCCUGUCCCUGCAGACAUUUGCUGGCAUGUGGAUAAACGCUUUCAUGGUUUCUGUGCUUUGCAUUGCUUGGGUCAGAAAGAAAAGCUCUAACUCCAAUGAGAAGAUCUUGGUCUUUCUGGGAUGCACCCGGUUCUGGUACUUGUGCUUCAUAUGGGUGUCUCCCUUUAUUACAAUUAUUUAUCCUUCAUGCUUUUUUGUUCACCCCAUGCCUCAAUUACUUUCAGCCAUUGAAACCUUUUUCAAUUGUUGCAACCUGUGGGUUUCUGCCUUCCUUUCUGUUUUUUACUGUAUCAAAAUUGCAAAUUUCCAGCACAGCUUCUUCAUCUACCUGAAAGUGAAAAUUGACAGGAUCGUGCCAUGGGUGCUCUUGGGUUCACUCCUUUUAUCCCUGAGCUUCGGCAUCCACAUAUAUGAAGUCAUUGAUGAAGCAGUCUGUGACAACAUCAAUUGUACCAGCAGAGGACAUUUCUGGAAACAGAAUAUCAGACUUCAUCAGCAUUUUUUACCUUUUUAUCUUUUCGCUGGAUUCGGAUAUGCCAUUGCAUUCACAGCAGUCAUCACUUCUGCCCUUCUCCUCCUCUUUUCUCUCUGGAGACACAAACACAAGAUGCAGAUGAAGUCACUGAAGAACGUCAGCAUGGAUGCCCACAUCAAAGCCAUGAAAUCUAUUCUGUCCUUUCUCUUCCUGUACAGCAUCAACUUUCUCUGUUUUGUCUUGGGAAUUGCUUAUAUAUCAAAGAUGGAAAAUGUUGUGACAUCUGUCAUUCCAUUUCUAGAACAAGCUUUGCCAGGUGUUCAUUCUCUGAUCCUGAUUUUCAGCAAUCCCAAACUGGAAAAGACACUGCUUAGGACCCUGCCCUGUGUGAAGUGCAAGAUUUGCAUGGGGCAGGAAAUGUCAUAA